GUUUUGACAAAGUUGUCGUGAGAUGAAAAUGACGAUCCUUAAUUUUAAUUAAAAUUUAAAUAAAAUUAAGUGCCUUAUAAACAUGACUGUGUGGAAAAACCUUGAAAAUGAGGAAUGCUACGCCGUCGCUGUAUACAACUACACUAGCAGCUCGCCGCAUCACCUGCAGUUGGAGGUGGGCGAGCUGGUGCAUCUGCACCGUGAGACCAGCCACUGGUACUGGGGCACCAGCCUACGCGCGGGUACCAGCGGCGCCUUCCCAAAGACAUACGUCGUCAUACGAGACUGCACCGUCGAUAGAUGUGGAGACGUCGUCGUGGCGUCAGCGGGCGGGCGCGGCGUGGUGCACGAUAUCGCCGUCACGUUACGAGAAUGGCUCAAGGACUGGAAGAAACUCUAUAUUACGAAUAGCGAACACUUCAAGUUUAUGGAAGUGAGUAUGCGGGCGUUGCUGGAGCUUCGGGCGCAGGCCGCCUCCAGCGCGCUGCCGCAGGACCAGCUGCGGAAGGUCGCGCGCACCGCCAUCUUCACCAUCGACAAGGGCAACAGAACUUUAGACAUGGAGCUAGCGGUACGGACCCCCAGCGGCCAGCUGGUGGACCCCCUCACUAUAUCCACGUACAAACUGAACGCGCUGCACGACGAGGCGAACGCAAGACUUGAUAAGAAUAUGGAGAGUGCGCCGGGUGGGGGCGGUGUUGGGGGCGGGCCCAGCAGUACUGGGGGCGGGGCUGCGCGUGCGCACACGCUGGUGGUGCGCGUGCACAACUUCGUGUGCCGCGUGCCGGAGGGCGCGGAGCUGAGACUGGCGCUGCACGACGCGGCCGGACAGAAGCUGACGGAGCAGCUGGUGCUGGCCUGGCCGCCGCACCACCUUGCGCCCGCGCAGCUCAUGUUCACCGACCUGGGCAGUGACAUAAAGAAGGAGAAGGUGUUCCUGGUGUGUCACGUGGUGCGCAUCGGCUCCAUGGAGGCGCAGAACAUCGAUCACAGACGCAGCUCUGUGGCGGCGAGUGUAUGUACAGGACACGCGAUGCGACGUCCCUUCGGUGUAGCUGCGGCUGAUGUCACGAGAUGUCUCGCCACUGACUGCCCUGACAAGGAGAUGCAGGUGCCUUUCUACCCCUGCGAGAAAGAGAACAUGGAUACAUUAUUGAAGAAGGUGAUUGCAAAUCGCGAGUUGAAAGACACUAAGAAUCCAUUAGGUCUGUGGGUGUCGCUGCAGCUCAUUGAAGGAGACUUGAAACAAGUACGAGAAGAAAAUCCCCACCUAGUGGUGGGACACCGUGCCGUGGCAAGAAAGAUGGGUUUCCCCGAGGUGAUCCUGCCGGGAGACGCGCGCAAUGACCUGUAUGUGACGCUGUGCUGCGGCUCGUACUCGCGCGGCGGCGGCAAGUCCAGCGAGCGCAACAUAGAGCUCACAGCAAGAGUUGUAGACAAGCACGGCAGACUCGUCCCGGGCGUGAUAUCGAUAGGUGCAGACCUUCCACUAGUGGAUGAAUAUACGUCUCUAGUCUACUACCAUGAGGAUAGACCACGAUGGCAAGAAGUUUUUAAGGUGUGUCUGAACAUCGAGGACUUCAAGGAGGCACACAUAGUGUUCCUGUGCCGACAUCGCAGCUCCAACGAGGCCAAGGAUCGAGCUGAGCGGUACUUCGCGCUAUCCUACCUGCGUCUGAUGCAGCGCGAGGGUACCACCACGCCUGACAACCAGCACAAUCUCUGUGUCUACAAGAUUGAUAAUAAACGAGCGAGUAGUGACGUGGAAGUGGAGGCGGCGGCCGUGUGCCUCGGUCUGCCGUCCAAGCGAGAUGAGCUGCCCGCCGGUGCGGAGAAGGGCCUCACCAGAGCUCCCCUCUCACUGGUCUACCGAGACUCACUCACUGUUGCCACCAAGUUGUGCUCCACUAAGUUAACACAACGAGAGGAGAUCCUGGGCGUGCUGAAGUGGAGCGCGCACCACGAGGCGGGGUCUCUGCGCGCUGCGCUGGAGCGGCUGCUGCUGGUGCCCAGCGAGGAGCUCGUCAAGUUCCUGCAGGACAUCCUCGAUGCUCUCUUCGCCAUACUCACACAGGUGGAGGAUGGUGAAGGUGAUGUAGCGGAGUACAAGGAGCAGAGUUACGGUGUGCUGGUGCUGGAGUGUCUGCUGCGUGUCAUCUCUCUGGUGGCAGAUCACAAGUACCAGCACUUUCAGCCCGUUCUUCAUGUAUACAUUGAUGAGAGCUUCUGUGACGCGCUCGCUUAUCAGAAGUUGAUAUCAGUGAUGGUGUGGGCGGUGCGCGCGGCGGACUGCGGAGAGGCGGCGCUGAAGCGGCUGCUGCUCUGUAUGAAGUGUCUGGAGAGUCUGAUGAGGCUCAUUGUACGCAGCUGGCAACUGAGAGCCGCGUUAGACACACACCAGCAUCAUGGUGAUCCCGUCUGUUAUCAUCUUGAGGAGUUGCUGGAGGCGCUGGUGUGGCUGAUGCGUUGUGGUGACCAUGCACUCACAUGUCAGGGCUCCGCCCUCAAGUACCUGCCUCACGCUGUGCCUCACGCCAUCAAAAUAUUCCCCGAGGUCGAGCUCAGUGCGUACUGCGUGCGUGCACUGGACGCGCUGCCGCUGGGCCGGCUCAGCAAGCAGCGGCUGCUGGCGCUGCUGGAGCUGACACGUGGAGAGCUGGGCCGGGAGCCAGCUGCCCGCGCACGUCUGCUGCCCCACCUCGCCGCCACGCUGCGCGCCCUGCUGCGCGCCUCCGCAGAGUGCGAGCGCGAGGCGGCGCACAAGUCGCGCUCUGCGGGCAAGGCGGCGCGGCUGCUGGGCGCGGACGCUACCCGUCUGCGCGAGCACACGCACCACGCCCACAUCGUGGAACUGUGUGUGGAGACAAUGGGCGAGGUGGUAUCUCUACUCGCGCGGGAUGAUGUGGGUGCUGUAGAGGCGGACAGGGGAGAGUUCGCGCGGCGCAUGUUGCCCACUGUACUCAAGACAACCGCCACCAUGCUCAGAGAUCGAGCUACUAACAAAGAUGGAUCCGUAGCUGAUGAUCCGUUAGUGCGCCGCAUGGUGUGCGUGUUGCUGGACGUGGUGCGGCAGAUGUCUGAGGAGCAGUACUCGCUGCUGGUGCGCGCGCUGCAGCACGAGGCGGGGGGCUCUGGGGGCGCGGGGGGCGCGGGCAGCUCGCUGGUGGACGACUGUCUGGCGCUCAUGCUGCAGCUGCUGCAGCGACCCGUGUUCCGUCCGCACUGGGCUGACAUGCUGCAUUUGCAGCACUAUGUCAUGCUGCACGCGCUCAGACUACUAUCGAGCACUCUCCGCGAGCGCCUGCACUCUGAGGAGUGCAACACGGAGUCGCUGCAGAGCAGUCUGCGCGAGUGGUUCAUGGUGUGUGCUCAGCUCGCCACCGCGCCUGCGCUGCAGCUGCACGACCUGGGCGCAGCAAGACGUCGCCGCGUCGCCGCGCUAUACGGCGACCUGCGUCGCGACGUCGCCACCGCCAUCGCAGACAUGUGGUAUGCGCUCGGCGAGCACAAGCACUCGUUCAUCCCGUCACUGGUGGGACCUUUCCUGGAGGUGAGCUUCCUGCCUGAUGAUGAGGUGCGCAACACCACCAUCCCGCUCUUCUACGACAUGAUGAUCACUGAGUACUCUCACAGUGUGGCCAGCGGGGAGAACAGUGAUAACCCGCUGCGUGCUCUGGAGAGCGAGCUGAUAGACAAAGUGGACGUGUUGGCGUCACGUGGUCUGGGUGACGGGGCGUGGCGCGCGCGCUUCGUGUCCGCGUGCGGCGCGCGCUGCAGAGAGGGCGGGGCCGGCGGUGCGGGCGCAGCGCUGGUGGCGGCUGCAGCACGGCAACUGGACGCCCUGUUGCAGUACCGCGCCGCAGCUCACCAUCGUAUGCAUCUCACCACUAGAGUGCUGCGCUUCUACGAGCAGAUAGAACGACCACAUAUGUAUAUACGGUACGUGCACAAGCUGGCGCAGAUGCACAGCUCGGCCCAGCAGUGGGCGGAGGCUGGGCUGGCGCUGCGGCUGCAUGCCAAGCUUCUGGAGUGGAGCGAUGCCCCGCUGCCGCCGCGCCUGCGCCAUCCCACACAGGACUGCGCCCACCACGCCACGCACAGGGACCUCAAGGAGGCGCUGUACCUGGAGAUAGCACAGCUCCUGAACCGCGGACGUCAGUGGGAGCUGGCGGUGGAGGUGGUGAAGGAGCUGGUGGGCGUGUACGAGGAGGAGGCGCUGGGCUACGCCCCGCUGGCGGAGCUGCACGCCCAGCUCGCCGCACUGUACGAGGCCAUGCUGCGCACGCCCAGGUCACAUCCGGGGUACUUCCGUGUUAUGUACCACGGCGCUGGAUUCCCUGAACAUCUCAGGGUGCCUCAUGGGUUUGUGUAUCGCGGCAACGAGUACGAGCAGCUGCAGGAGUUCAAGGAGCGGCUGCUGGAUGAGUGGCCUGAUGCAGAAGUACUGCCGCGUCUCGACCCACCUGGUGAAGACAUCACCAAUUCAGAUGGACAGUAUCUCCAAAUCAAUGCAGUAGAGCCGGUGAUGGGGGACAAGUUAAAGCGGUUGUCUGGUCGGCCCGUCGCCGAGCAGAUACUCCAGUACUACAAACAUAAUAAUGUCGACAAGUUUGUCUUCUCCAGACCUUAUCAUAAACCGGAUGAUUCCGUGACAGGAUCGAAUGAGGACGUGUCUAGUCAGAACGAAUUCGCUACAAGAUGGCUGGAGCGAACUGAACUUGAAAUUAGUGAUAAAUUGCCCGGUAUCCUACGUUGGUUCCCCGUGGUGAGUGUACGUACAUACUGGGUGUCUCCGCUAGAGGCCGCUGUGGAGGCGCUGCGGGAGACAAACCGCGCCCUUAAGGCUCUCGUGCUUGAAGCCAGGACCAGCGACGCGCCUUUACACCAGCUCAGCAUGAGACUAAACGGUAUCCUGGACCCGGCAGUGCAGGGCGGCAUCGUCAACUACGAGCGCGCGUUCCUCACACCUGCCUACGAGACGCGUCGUCCUGAACACCUGCCGCUGCUCAACCAGCUGCGAGAUCUCAUCGCAGAUCAGGUGCCGCUGCUCAAGAUGGGUCUGGAGGUGCACAAGGCGCGCAUCUCUCCGGCGCUGCAGGGGCUGCACGAGCACAUGGAGCUCUGCUUCCAGCGCGUGCAGACCCACGUGCACCAGCGGUAUGGACGUAAGAACUGCGAGCUGGAGACCGAGCUGGUGGAGAGACGACGUGCACUACGCGACAGCAUACAGACGGAGCCCGGCAUCAUCAACAACAGGAUAUCUGACAUCUCUACUGGAAACGAUACUGCAAAGUCAAAGUUCUUCAGUGCUAUUAAUCCUUUGACAAGGAACAGUAGCGGAGGUGUCGUGAGUUAUUUCGGUACAUUGCAGAACUCACCCAGGAGACGAGAUAAAAGGCGAGCGAAAAAGGAGGCGUCAUCGGAGACGCCGGAACGCGGCGGUAGCCAAUGGUAUGCGCCGAGUGCAGCGCUCAAUGGCAACGCCAGCCCGCAGGCCACGCCCCUCGCACCUCAAGCCACACCCACCACACCCAGUCUUGACUCCACCUCCUCUCCAUUACGCGAACUGAGACAAGAGCUGGUGACAGAACGUCCACUGCGUGCGGAGGCGGAGCGCGAGAGACGUCUGUCACAGCGCGCCAGUCUGCUCGCCUCAUCAUCAUCAGCACCACAUUCCAACAGGGAUUCACUCGGUACGACAGAUUCGAACCAGGAAGAGGAGGAACCACCACCAUUACCACAAAAGCAGUCACAAUCACAACGUCAUUCAGAGAUCGACAGCGAUCAGAAUAACAAUCCAGAAGUAUUACCAAGGAAUAAUUAUGACACAGUUUGGACACCUCGUGGUUCAUUUUUAUAUAACUCUAUAGCUGCAAGAAGAAAUGAUCGUCCUCCAACACCACCACCUAAGAAGAAGAACGCACAAAACAAUGCCUGAUCAUACGAAGAGUUGAAAGUUAGAUUAAAGGACUAAUUUUAAUCCUAUUUCCCAUGCUUUUCUUAUUAGGA
Papilio machaon (common yellow swallowtail) is the source of this 6009-nucleotide messenger RNA. RefSeq names its product dedicator of cytokinesis protein 1 (gene mbc). The record is from RefSeq and is a predicted model, not a curated record. Gene Ontology annotation, biological process: small GTPase-mediated signal transduction; cell migration. The transcript has 38 exons. Bases 83 to 5938 code for a protein of 1951 amino acids. Lineage: Eukaryota; Metazoa; Arthropoda; Insecta; Lepidoptera; Papilionidae. Gene Ontology annotation, cellular component: plasma membrane; cytoplasm. Gene Ontology annotation, molecular function: small GTPase binding; guanyl-nucleotide exchange factor activity.